Molecule: messenger RNA, 8585 nt
Organism: Tachysurus fulvidraco (yellow catfish)
Lineage: Eukaryota; Metazoa; Chordata; Actinopteri; Siluriformes; Bagridae
Gene: strc1
Product: stereocilin 1
Exons: 28
Coding region: 1533-8138 (2201 amino acids)
Biological process (GO): cell-matrix adhesion
Cellular component (GO): stereocilium tip; cell surface; kinocilium
Source: RefSeq, a predicted model, not a curated record
UACGUCUGUAAUAUAUUACGAGAAGUUUUAAAUCCUGUUGUAACUCUUUCCUAAAGGACGACGUACUUUGUUAUAAUUUGGAUUCUUACGAUGCGUUUACAACACGUUACGACACCUUCUGCUUUCCAGAGUGCACCGAGCUUGUGUUCUAAACACUAUAUUAUGAUUCUUUAAAUGCUGUAUUCCUAACAGUUAUGUGUGCGCUGUGAAGAUCUUAUUAAUGCAUUAUAACGCGUCAGCGUAUCCUUACAAGUGUUGAAUUUUUCUGCUAAAUAUCUUUUUUAUCUCAGGAUCUCGAUUUAACGUUAACGAAGCUUGCAAGCUUUCUCUGUUUCUCCUUAGACAAAAGAGCGAGAGCUUCUUCUCUCAUUCUCUUAUUUGAACGUGAAAUGCAGUAGAAGUGAAAUAACGUGAACGUUUGAGCAGAGCAUUCAGGAGAGGAGGUGAGAAAGCUGGACAGACAGAAGGACUAGUUUUUACAGUCAAUGACCUGAGCAGCUUUCGGUUCUUAUCUACUUUAAUGACUUUAAAACGUUCACCUGUCAGCAGGUGGUCAAAUAAAAUUGUGAGUAUAAUGUAGAAAUCCAUUAAACACAGUAACAACUGAGCAACAUGUCAGUAAGAGGAAAAAAAUCAUCUCAAAAUUUCAACGUUAAAAGGAAAAACAUUUUAAUUAUAAUUAACAUUUAAAUAUUAGUCCGUCUCGUAUCUUUCUGCAGAAGUGUUUAAAACAUCACUGUAUGUGUAACUGUGUGGUCAACUGUGUGUAACUGUGUGUAACUGUGUGUAACUGUGUGGUGUUUGAGACGAGAUGAAAAAGAAGCAAUGGAUUUUUACAGUAAUAGUUGUUAGGAGGCCGGGUUUUUUAUGUAUUUAUUUAUUUAUUUUUAAUGAUUGCUCUGAUGGCUUUGUCUCUGUCUCACAAGUUUAAUAUCAGUAUUUUGCUCCUUAAUUCUCUCUCUUUCCCCCUUUCUCUCUGUCUCUCUGUCUCUCUCUCACUCUGCCCCCCCCCCCCCACCAGAUAGUGAUGUUUUCUCCGAUGUGUCUCCUAAAGCAGGUGUAAAUUAAUUAACGGCACUAAUAAAUGAUUCAGAGCCGUGACUCGAGGCUCCAAUCCGUUCGCACCUGUUCUCUCGUCUCGUUGGGUUUAAUUAGGUUUCUACUGUGGGUUGGGUUCGGUGCACGGGUGUGUGUGUGUGUGUGUGUGUGUGUGUGUGUGUGUGAGAGAGGUGUGUGUGUGUGUGUGUGUGUGUGUGUGUGUGUGUGUGUGUGUGUGUGUGUGUGUGUGUGUGUGUGUGAGAGUGUGUGUGUGAGUGAGUGAGAGAGAGAUACCAAAGUAACACACACACCGGACAAACUUACUCAGAGGUAGUUUCAGCUUCUCAGCCGCAUCUGUAGCCUGGAGGAGGCCAGUUAUUUAUUAUUUGUUGUUGUUUUUUAAAUGAACGAACAAAAAUAUAAAUAUAGACAUCAGCGUCGCGCCUUAACAAUUAGUUUAAAGAAACUAGUUUCUAAAACUAGUGUUGAAGAAGAUGCGUCGAUCCAGAUGUUUCCUGCUCUUUACCGCCUUCACUUUACUCAGUGUUGUCUUUGGCCAGCCCACAGUCCCGAAGACCCUCAUCACCCGCCGGACCAACUCCAAAUCUAGUGAUUCUGAGAAAACCCGAGACAUUCUCACAGAUAAAAUUCACUCUUUCAAGACUGAUGAGAAAAAGGAGACAAGGGUCAGAGCUGGGUUUGGGUCCAACCUUCAUCAAUCCCGAAGCACCAGUACAAUGGGUCUCACCACAGAGUCCCCAGAUCUUCACUCCUACCUGUCCCUCCUUGGUAUGUUCUACAACACGUCUCAGCCCGUUCUGUUGGACGGCUUUUUCCGAGGUCUGAUUUGUCUUUUAUCUAAUGGGACACAGUGCGGGUGGCAGGCGGAUUUAACCAAAGCUCUGCUUUUUAAGUCGAGAGGACCGUUGAUGUCCUUCCUUUCAUCCAUUAAAUCUCAGACGUGUCCGUUAAACACCUUCCAGCGGAGCGGAGAUCCGAUCGGGGCUCAGGCUCAGCUCAGCGCCUUUUACGAGAUGCUGAGUGCCAUCUUUUCUCUAAAGUUUUCCGAGAACUUUUGGACCGUGUGGAACGCUUUUAUAGACUUGUCCUUGUCUCCGUUGAUGUCAGACAUCUCCUGUAUCUUAAUAGACUCUCUUCGGUUGUUGGUAGAACUGGCAACAAUCGGAUUACAGUUCGGCAUCGGGGCUCCUACAAUGAACCAGACUCAACAAUGUCCUCAGGGAGAUCUAAAACAACUUAUAAUGUGGGGCAUUAGCCAGAAUUUGAACUGGUCCUUUGGCGAUUCGAUCACGAACAUGUUUUUGACUCCUGACAUUCCACCGUGCAGCUUUUCAGACACGGCAUGUCAAAGCACGUUUGUUCUCAGCAGCCGCUCUGUCGUCUCUCUAGCGGACAACCCUGUGACACAACUGUCCUGUGAAGAGCAGGAUGUUACGCACCUCGAUAACACUCUCUGUGCAGACAUUAUAGGCAGUAGAUAUCAAGUUCCCGACGCUCUUUAUUAUGUGUGUGAAUCUUUGAGCACCCUAUCCCACUCUGAACUAACUCAGGUAUGGAGAAACUCUUGCCACAUGAUUGAGGCUGUCCUAUCACCCCUUUUGGAGUCCUGCCCACCCGUACCCUCGGAAUCAAGCCAGAGAAUUUCACGGUCCACCCUUAGCUUGAGCCAGCUUUUCUGCAACUACGCGAACUGGACUUCUGGGGACAUCGUCGAUCCAGGUCUGGUCACUAUGUGUAGCGACAACGACCCCGAAGCUUUUCUUGAAGGUGUGUGCAAUAAUGCUCUUGUGAUGCAGGCGCUCAUCGUGAACCCGAGCAAUACCUGGGUUUGGGAAUACUGCACAAACGUAACAGAUAGAUACAUGGUCUGGAUGUACUGCGUGUACGAUCAAUGGUCUCCUCAAAUACUCGACCCUAGUAUUGUGGCACUGUGCUGGAGCAACGAUCGUGCAAGAAUGCAGGCACUUCUGUGUCAGAGUAUGGACUUUUACAUGCUGAUUUUCUCCGAACAAGAAAAUACUUGGAUAAUGCCCAACUGUACCGAGGUACCUACAUCUUUUCCAGACGAAAUGAACUCUCUUGCCACAGAAAUGUGCCAGUAUUCGGAAUGGCGCAACGUAAUGGCACUCUCCACAGGUCAGAUAUCUGUGUGCAUACAAAAUGAUGAGCCUCGAUUUGUGAGCGAGGUCUGCGCCAACACCACAUUUCUCGCUUCGCUAGUCCUCAACAAGGAAUUUGAUUGGGUGCAAAAGUAUUGCACACUCUAUUUUGAAAGUUAUCCAACAGUUCCACCAGUAGUCUCAAACAUGAGCUUAUCUCCAGCAACUCCUCUGAUCUCCGUCACUUCAUCAUCUGUUACUUCAACCAGUACCUCAACAGUGGCAACCCUUUCUAGCACGACCCUUUCUCCGUCACUCGUCCCAAAGACCUCAUCAACAGUGGCAACCCUUUCUAGCACGACCCUUUCUCCGUCACUCGUCCCAAAGACCUCAUCAACAUUCACGACUCUUUCAUCCACCACCCCUCUGACCUUCACCUCAACAUUCUCUUCUACUGUAAAACUCUCUCCAUCAACAGUUCCACCAGUGUCCUCCAGCAUUCCUUCAUCUUCCUCAUCAUCCUCCAAAGUCAUUCUUUCUAGCACAUCAACCCUUCCCAUCUUGCUAACACCAUUUUCUUCAGUGUCUACGAAAAUACCGACAGCUUCUACCCUCAUGCCUUCUUCAUCCCUCACCAAAUUUCCUGCAACAGUCUCCCCAACCGUCUCCACCAUCACUCUUCUUCCUAUAUUCAGCCCGACUCUCUCUACUAGUACACUCGCAACCAUUUCCCCAACAAUUUCUACUACAUCCCCACCAACUGUCCAUCCUACAAUUCCCACCAUGUCUGAUUUGUGUAAAUAUUCAUCAUGGAUGGUUUUACCAGUGCAUCCAUCUGUCAUUGGUCUAUGUUGGAAAUUUGACAUGAUAGCAUUCUAUCCUAAUGUAUGCUGUAACGUGACGUUAUUAACACGUUUAACGGUUGACCCUCAGAACCAGUGGUUGAAGUCUGUCUGUUCCGAUAAUGACACAUCAGACUUGCUUCCCAAAGUUUGCCUGUACUCAGAAUGGACCAAGCCAGUCAUCGUAGACAUGACCGACCUCGCUCUUUGCGCCGAUCUUGACACGGAAAACUUUGCCAAGAAGGUAUGCGGCAACACCACCGUUAUGCAGAACCUCCUAGCCAAUUUGGACAAUACCUGGUUGCUCGAGCAGUGCUCCAACCUCACUGGGUCUGGCAAAGGCAAUCUGAUGGGUUUCAAGCCAUCUGAGAAAUGUCGGUACUCAAACUGGACGGUGAAUCUCCCAAAUGCAGCUCUCCUUGCACUCUGCUGGGACUAUGACCAAGCGAACUUCGUCUCAUCGAUCUGUGCCAAACCGGCUGUACUUUCUCAUAUCGUUCAAGAUCCUUCCAAUCUCUGGGUGAGCACUUUGUGUGCCACCUGCUUAAACAUCACAAGGGUCGCACAGUCACCCAACAACACCGACAGCGGCGGCAGCGGGACUAAUACUAACACCUCCGAGCUCAACUUUUGUCUGGUGAAAGAGAUGAUCACCAGACUGAACUGGACAUGCGGUAUAGACUUGAACACCAUUUGCCGGCCAGAUAUCCCACCACUUCAGGCAUUUCAGGCCUUCCUGCGCUGCGGUAUGGAGGUUCUUCUUCCCCGUAUGGAAAAAACAAUGACCACAGAGGUGGCUUCGAUCUUCAGACAGGCUACAAAUUUGUGGGUGAUUCUUCUGCUUGUUCUGGAAGAAAAUGGGAUGACGACAUUGAGGGUGACCGAUAACGUCGGACAGAGCAUACUGGACUCGGUGUCUGCCUACCUGGAGAAGGAAACCAGCUUCAGCAAGAAGCAAGUCCUCUUGCAGUGCUUCGCGAAAGUCCUCACCAGCCUGAUGCACACAGGAAGAGACGUCACCAGUGAUGGUUCUUUUUUAAUAAAGCAAUAUUUCGAGAUUCCUCUGGCGCGUCUGAGAGUGGUGUUGAGUUCAGUGGACAUAAACACCAUGAGGCUGAUUUUACAAUUCUAUAACCGUAACCACGGGAACCUGCAGCUGACUGAGGACUACCUGCGUACCCUGGUGUCCGUACUGAUCCAAAUCCACCUGAGACGAGACGAGUCCCUGUUUUUGGACCUUGGCCCUCUCUUGAAGCUCGCCACACCGAAGGACAUCGGCUCUCUCCCGCCGUUACAAACCAAUCUCAUUGUAUUAAACCUGAUUAACAACACCAUCGGCAGCCUGUCGACGGAGCAGCGGCAGGCUUUCGGCUCAUGGUUCAGUCGGUCUGUUGGCGUAGCGAACGUUACGGCAGGUGGGACGUCAUUCAUCCGAGACUGCGGUAACCUGAUCGCGUACCUGCCGUUCUUCAGCUUCCAGCACCUCUCACCUCCUCAGAUCUUGAAUGGUCUGGAUGUUCUUCUGAGGAACGACUUGGGAGCUGUGAAGCAACAGUUUGUAGCUCAGAGUAUCUUUGGCACGUACAAGAACCUCACAGCAGACGACUUCAGAAGGUUAGCCACACUGACAUGCCGAGCUAGCACGAGUGAGCUGUUGGCGUAUGUCAACACCAACAUGUUGCCGGUAAUCCAGGAGAACAUCAGGACAUGUUUAUCACAAGGCAACCACGUCCCCAGCUACAUGAUUUCCAGCCUGCUGCUUUCAAACGGAUCUGAGCUCCAGUCUCCCGGUGCUCUCGGUCCUCAGAGGGUCUCUCAGCUCGCACCGCUCCUGCCUCUGCUAGGGGUGGAGUUUCUGCAGCAGCUCAACCCGUCGCAGCUCGUUCCUGUCUUCAGUGCCCUCACCUCUGUUCGCUUCACACCUACACAGGCUGCUGUUAUUGUAGACAAGAUCUCAUCCAGCAUGAACUUGUUUGAUGCAGGAACUUUACAAAAGUUAGGCUGCCUACUGAGCGGAUUGAGUACUGAGUCUCUCUCAACACUGUCCUCGAGUCUCCUGAUCUCCACACUGUCCAACUUCAGCCUGUACAAACCCCAACUGACUCCUCCACAGAUCAACGCCAUUACUACACAACUCUGGGCUGCACCAGAGAUGGUCACAUGGUUAGGUGAGGCGGAGCUUCUGCUCUCUAACUCGCCUCUCCUGUCUGUGAUGCCUCAAACUCACCUUAUUCUGACCAACAGCACUGCUCCUUAUACACACACCUGGAACACACAACAGGCUAUAACUCUGUUCAAUGAGGUCAUGAGAAACAAGUCGAGUCUCACAAACCAGCAGUUCAUGUCUUUGGGGACAGUGGCUCAGGGUGUCAGCUGUGACGUGUUGACGAAGCUUUUCCAGACUUCUGUAAACGUGUCCUCCAUGCGUGGCCUCCUGCAGGUCCUGAGACAUCAAACGGUGCCUCUGCACCCAUCACUGAAAAGGUGUCUGUUUGAAGCAAUGUACAAGUCCAACUUCUUCUUGGAUCUGCUCAGUGAGAUGGGAUCUCAGAUCGCUCUGUCCAUCCCGAUGAGUUCUAUUAAGAAGUUCUCCCCAGCGUUGAUGGACUCUCUCAGGAGAACGAUCGUUCUGGAUCCUCAGUACUUCCUGCUUAUGCCUGGGAUUAAACAGGUCAUGCUGGUGGACAAGAUGGUGCAGAGCCUGGGUCUGAACACAGGUACGUACACCGAGGAGGAGUUUCGUUCGUUGGGAAUCAUGGCGACGUUCGUGCUGGACGAAGUCUUCCUGCAGCUGGACAGGAGAUUCUUCGUGGACAGCAUCGAGUUUCUACGAGGUUUCUGUUAUUAUAACGCUAGCAAACGAGACGCCGUCGCAUCGAUGCUGCAGGAAGCCGGCACGUUUGGCCCAGUCCAAAGCUGGAACUCAACAACCCUGAUUCAAGUAGACAGAUUCCUCUUCUUCCUGCCCCAAGAGACCAUCCAGCUGAUUCCUCCGGCUCUGAUGAGUCUGGAGCGUAUCGAGAGGCUGUUUAGCAGCCAGCAGCAGUGGGAGAGCGGAGACGUUGGCUCUGUGUGCAAAUACGAUGCAGAUGAGAUCUUCUCCAAGAAGCAGUUUGUGCUUCAGUACUUUUCUGGCUUGCUGAAGCCGGGACGCUCGUCACUCAUGACCUCCAGCACACCUCCAUCCUGUGAGAGCAUGCAUGUGACCGGUCCAGCUGUCUGGCCCAUUAACAUCCUGGUGAACAUGUCGUCCUCGGAUUUCCGCCGGUGUCUCGAGCUCUUUGGCCAGGAACCGUCCUUCACCUCCGACCAUCUCUUGCUGCUUCUCCACAAAACCAAAGAGGUGUACGGAGUUGUUUCCUCUUUUACGCCAUCCGUCAUCGCUCAGUUGGGUCGCACUGCCACACAGCUCUCACUGGAGGAACUGGGGUCACUCAAACUGUCGGAAAUUCUCUCCAUCGCACCUUUAGGAGCCGUUAGCACCUGGACCAGAAAGCAGUUAGGAGUUUUGUUCUCCACCGUGCUGAACGUCACCAAACAAACCCCACGUCAGCUGAAUUCCAGCUCUUUAGUGGCUCUGGGACACAUCGUUUGUGGGAUCGAAGCUUCCACCAUCCAAACACUCAACCCUGUAGAGUUCAGUAAGGCUGCGAUGUGGCUCGGCCGUCUGAAUCUGUCGUGUUCUGAGGAUCAGCUGCUGGCCGUCAUCUCUCUGCUCAGCAACAGUCUGGCGUUCGGAACCGUGAGCAUGUGGGGUCCGGAGGUGUUUAUCGAGAUCGGAGCAUUCGCUGCUGGAAUUCCUGACAUGGCCAUGUCCGCCCUGGUGAAGGAGCAGAUAGAAGGAAUCGCUCCGCUCGCCAUCUCGCUCAUUACACCCAAAAAGUUUGCAGUGGUGUUUAGUCAGGAGCAGAUCAGCAUGUUCAGCUAUGAGCAGGCAGCUUCGGUGACCAUGGCCCAACGUUCAGCUCUCAGCUCCGUACAGCAGACCGCUCUGUCCAUGGUGCUCAACCCAAUCGAGGACAAACCCGUAGAUUUCAGAGGCAGGUCAUUAGGAGUAAGAGCUGAAGUCUGUCCCUUCUGCCAUGUCUGCAGUGUGCUGGUCUUCGUCCUCACACUCCUCCUCAACAGCUGUACAUGAUAAAAAGAGAUACUUUACGAAGCCUGUGCAAUAUACUGUAUAUUAUUUAAUAACAGCACUUUAAUUUGAUCAAUGUAUAAUUGAGGAUUUUACUCUACAUGUUUGCAUCACAGGUUAGGUUUAGUGUUUAUUUUAUUUGUUCAUUCAUUUAUUUAUCCUCGGAAUUAUUUAUCCUCCUAUUUAUAGCCGUGCAUGUUUAUGUUUCAUUACUUUAUUGCUUUGUGCCUUUAUAGAAAUUAUAUUUUUCUUAAUUAACCUCUUAUUUAAUUAUUUUCCUCAUAUAUAGCUUGUAAAAAUGAGAGGUAAUUAAUUUACAUUUACUUUUAAACUUCAAAUCAUUUUUGAUUUUGUUACCAAUGUAAGCUAUGAGAUUUGAUUAAAGGCUUUACAGUAUGUAGUGCAGCUGAGAUGCUUCUGGCUUUGGUUUUUCUCUGAAUUUACAUUAAA